ACAAAAAUAACCCAGAAUCUCUCUCGUUGAUCCAUCCACUUUCCUUCAAAUUUUCCCGAGAAAGUGACCCUCGUAGCACAAAGAGGAAAGGAAAAACAUUGUUAAAUGUGGUGGAGAUCUGCUUCUUUCAUUCUCGACAGACAGCAAGAACAAAACGCCGCCGUUCCACCCAAUCCCGAAUCGCUCUUGCUCUCGUCUCCUCCUCCUUCCAUGGCGGAUUCUCUCCAAAACCCUAAACCCGACAUUUCCGCUUAUUACCAAACCCGCGCCGCGCACCACGCCGUCGUCACGAGCGAUUGGCUCGCCCAGGCUCAUGCCGCCGUCAGCAUCCAAACCGACGACGACGACUCGUCGGUAAUUGAUGGGAAGAUCGCCCCGGCCGCUGGAGGUAGAGGAGGCGAUAAGGCGUUUAGUGUUAUUGAUGAGUUCAAUAGCUGGAGGAAGCAGCCGGAUUUGGCGGAGGCAGUGGCGGCCAUUCGCGCCCUCGCGGCGGUUAUUAAGGCUAGCCAAGCUACCACCAUGAUGGAGCUUGAAAUUGAGCUAAAAAAGGCUUCUGAUUCGCUCAAAGCAUGGGACACAACCUCGAUCUCUUUGACAGCAGGUUGUGAUCUCUUCAUUCGAUAUGUGACUCGAACAUCAGCUUUAGAGUAUGAGGACUUCAAUUCAGCUAGGUCUCGGUUGAUAGAACGUGCAGAGAAGUUUGGGGAAAUAUCUUGUAAGGCACGCAGGAUUAUUGCAAUGCUAUGUCAAGAUUUCAUAUUCGAUGGUUGUACCAUUUUGGUACAUGGAUUUUCCAGAGUUGUCCUUGAAGUAUUGAGGACAGCGGCACAAAACAAGAAACACUUUCGAGUUUUCUGUACAGAAGGAAGGCCCGACAGAACAGGGUUACGCUUAUCUAACGAGCUGGCAAAGCUUGAUGUCCCCGUAAAGCUUCUAAUAGACUCGGCGGUGGCAUAUACGAUGGACGAGGUGGACAUGGUACUUGUCGGGGCUGAUGCAAUUGUGGAAAGCGGGGGUAUCAUUAAUAUGAUGGGAACAUAUCAGAUUGCAUUGGUGUCACAUAGCAUGAACAAACCCGUUUACGUGGCUGCCGAAAGCUACAAGUUCGCCCGUCUUUAUCCGUUGGAUCAAAAGGAUGUGGGUCCUGCCUUACGUACCAUUGAUUUCGGGGUACCUAUCCCAUCCAAGGUCGAGGUCGAAAAAUCCGCUCGAGAUUACACCCCUCCUCUAUAUCUUACUCUACUCUUCACAGAUUUGGGUGUUCUCACUCCUUCUGUUGUUAGCGACGAGCUCAUUCAACUCUAUCUGUAGUGCCGAUUCGCCGAGGAAGGUCGCCACUUUUUACUGUUUAGAACUAUAUGGAGACUGCUUAUGUAGCGAGUGAGAUCUGUGUUUCUGAUGAUU
Molecule: messenger RNA, 1404 nt
Organism: Hibiscus syriacus
Lineage: Eukaryota; Viridiplantae; Streptophyta; Magnoliopsida; Malvales; Malvaceae
Product: translation initiation factor eIF-2B subunit alpha-like
Exons: 5
Coding region: 106-1311 (401 amino acids)
Biological process (GO): translational initiation
Cellular component (GO): eukaryotic translation initiation factor 2B complex
Molecular function (GO): translation initiation factor activity; guanyl-nucleotide exchange factor activity
Source: RefSeq, a predicted model, not a curated record